GUAUUAGGCAUAAAUGAGAGCUAAACAACACACGCUGCCUCUUUAAAACCAUUCAUCUUCCUGGAACAAAGCAAGAGGCCCUGAUAACCCCUCCCUCCUCUUCCUGGUCUAAGAAACAGUGAGAGGGAGUAAUUGGAAACUGCCUGACGUUCACAGUCACUGAGAAGUGAAAUGGCGCAGGGAGGAACUCAGCUAGACUCGGCAAAGUUUUGCUGUUCCAUCUGUCUGGAUCUACUGCAGGAUCCGGUGACUAUUCCCUGUGGACACAGCUACUGCAUGAGCUGUAUUAAAGCCUGUUGGGAUGGAGAGGAACAAAAGAAAAUCUACAGCUGCCCGCAGUGCAGACAAACCUUCACGCCAAGGCCUGUCCUGGUGAAAAGUACCAUGUUAGCAGAGUUGCUGGAGGAAAUGAAAAAGACAAGACUCCAAGCUGCUCCUCCUGAUCUCUGCUACGCCGGACCUGGAGAUGUGGCCUGUGAUGUCUGCACUACACGAAAGCGGAAAGCCCUCAGGUUUUGUCAGGUGUGUCUGGCCUCUUACUGUGAGCACCACCUCCAGCCUCACUACGAUGCACCUCCAUUAAAGAAACACAAGCUGGUCGAAGCCACCGUCCAGCCUCAGGAGAACAUCUGCUCUCGUCACGGUGAGGUGAUGAAGAUUUUCUGCCGCACUGAUCAGCAGUGUAUCUGUUAUCUCUGCUCCAUGGAUGGACAUAACGGUCACGACACAAUCUCAGCUGCAGCAGAGAGGACUGAGAGGCAGAAAGAGCUGUGGGUGAGUCGCCAAAAAGUCCACAAGAAAAUGCUGGAAACACACAAAAAUUUGAUGUCACUUCAUCAGGAGGUGAAGUCUAUCCUUUUCUCUGCUGAUAAAGCAGUGGAGGACAGUGAGAAGAUCUUCACUGAGCUGAUGCAUUUCAUUUGGAGAAGAAAGGUGGACGUGAAGCUGCAUAUCAGAUCCCAGCAGAAAAAAGAAGUGAGUCAGGGUGUAGCACUUCUGAAGAGGCUAAAGCAGGAGAUCGAUGAGCUGAGGAGGAAAGACGCUGAGCUGGAGCAGCUCUCACACACAGAGGAUCACAUCCAUUUUCUACAGAAUUACCCCUUGCUCUCAUGUCUCAGUGAAUCUACAGACUCACCCAGCAACAACAUCCGUCCUCUGCGCUCUUUUGAGGAUGUACCUGCCGUUAUGUCAAAGGCGAGAGAUAAACUGCAGGCCUCUCUUGAUGAGGAAUGGUCAGAGAUCAUGAGAGUGACUAAAGUGGAUGAUUUAUUGACACAACCAGAGCCCAAGACCAGAGAUGAAUUCUUCCAGCAUUCAUGUCCCAUCACACUGGAUCCAAACACAGCACACACACGUCUGUCAUUAUCUAAGCAGAACAGAAAAGCAACAUUGAGGGAAAAAAAACAGUCAUAUCCCAGUCACCCAGACAGAUUCGUCGAAAUGUGGCAGGUCCUGAGCAAAGAGAGUCUGACUGGACGUUGUUACUGGGAGGUGGAGUGGAGGGGGGAGGGAGUUUUAAUAGCAGUGUCAUAUAAGGACAUUGGCAGAACAGGGACUGAUGAUGCAUGUGGAUUUGGAUGCAAUGACAAGUCCUGGGCAUUAGACUGUUACAUGAAAAGAUAUCAGUUCACUCAUAACAACAUUGUAACUCCCAUACAAGGCCAAGUGUCCUCCAGAGUGGGAGUGUACCUGGAUCACAGAGCAGGUAUUCUGUCCUUCUACAGCGUCUCUGAAACCAUGACUCUCCUCCACAGAGUCCAGACCACAUUCACUCAGCCUCUCUACGCUGGACUUUGGCUUCCAAGAUUUAGUUUUGGUAAUGGAGCCAGUGCUGUGCUGUGUCACUCCAAAUAGAUAGGAGUUGAAAAACUGGACUUGCAUUUUGUAUCCGUCAUUCACUUCUGUAGUGUUCCUGCUCGGCAUUUCACUGUGAUCACCUGUCAAUCAAACAGUGUGGGUGGGACUUUUCUGCUUGGAUUUUCUGCAGGUGGUGGUCUUUGUCUUUGACUCAUGCAAACUAUUCAGUUAUUUUUCAGUAAACACACAAUUAUCCAUAUGAAAACAUUGACUGUUGUUUGUUCAAAAUAUAUAUAUAUUUUUUAUCUGUCUUCAUAAAUACACUGUUAGUGUAGUAUUUUCUAUUUCUUUUCCACUGCAUACCUGAUAAAGGAGCCAGCACUUAAAGUCUUGUUAUCCAUAUUAGAGCUGAACAGUUAUUCAUAUGUUUAUCGUGGUCCCCUGAUGUGGUGGAAAAAAACAAACAAAUUUGGAUGAGAAUGAAUGAAUUUUGUUAAGAAAAUGAACUGUAAAUGUAAUGAUUAUGAGUGUAAUCCAUCGGGAUAAGAGUCAUAUGUACCUUACACCGUUGAUAGUGUCUUUAACAGCCUGAUUGUAUAUAUGAAGAGUAUUUUUGAAUUGAAAGACUGAAAGAACAACCGUCC
This is a messenger RNA of Myripristis murdjan (pinecone soldierfish), 2441 nucleotides long. Its product is annotated as tripartite motif-containing protein 16-like. Gene Ontology annotation, molecular function: protein binding; zinc ion binding. NCBI's taxonomy places the organism in Eukaryota, Metazoa, Chordata, Actinopteri, Holocentriformes, Holocentridae. Bases 172 to 1854 code for a protein of 560 amino acids. The transcript has a single exon. The record is from RefSeq and is a predicted model, not a curated record.